This is a messenger RNA of Colletotrichum destructivum, 1703 nucleotides long. RefSeq names its product Putative Post-SET domain, SET domain superfamily protein. Bases 215 to 1018 code for a protein of 267 amino acids. The transcript has 4 exons. The record is from RefSeq and is a predicted model, not a curated record. Lineage: Eukaryota; Fungi; Ascomycota; Sordariomycetes; Glomerellales; Glomerellaceae.
CUUCCACCAUCUAGUGUACACCAACACCACACCAGCGGCAUAACCACCCUGUGAUACCACGUUGAACUUUGGAGAACAACGCUCCCCAUUUAUUUUCCAUUCAUCUCCCAAUCCCGCGCCUCGGACCAGAUACCCCCAAACGAACCCCGUCCGACCGUACCCUGCCUAGCAUCUAGACGAGACGACGUUUCCAAUCUCGAACCGAAUCCUCACAAUGGCACCCCUCACGCCCCAUUGGACCCAGCCGUCCCACCCGGACGUCCAGGAGGUCGUCAAGGCGAGCGAGACCGAGUUUCUCACCAAGAGCUUCUCCAAGGUGUCUCUGCCGCCCUUUGCCGUCUUCGCAAAGAUGUCGUUCCCGCCCUGCGACCUGGCCGACGAGCCCACAUAUGCCACCGUCCAGUGCGGAAAGGACAAGCACCUGAACCUCAACAGUGACCUGUUGUACAUCAACCAUUCGUGCGAACCGUCUCUUAUUUUCGACACAGGCAACUUUAAUGUCCUGGCUGGCCCGAAAGGACUCCAGCCCGGCGAUGAAUUGACCUUCUUCUACCCCUCCACCGAGUGGCACAUGGCCCAGCCCUUUGACUGCUUCUGCGGCACCCCGUCGUGCCGCGGCACGAUUGGCGGCGCGCGCGACAUGCCCCGCGCCCAGCUCGAGGGCCUCUGGCUCAACGGCCAUAUCCGCGAGCUCCUCGAGGACCGCGACGCCGGGAUCCCGUCUGGAAACGACAGCGAUCCCACGGCCCAGGCGCUGAGAGAUGCCCUUAAGGCCGCCGAGCACGUCGUCGAGGCCGCCCGCUCCGCCCUCAGGAGCUACACCGAAGCCGCGGGCCGCGGCAACGGCCAGCAGCAGCAGCAGCAGCAGACGACCAAGAACGGCAUUAACGGCACCAAGGCCAGGGGCCUUCUCUCGUCAGCUUCCCGCGAGCAGCCCGGGGCUGUGGGCGCCGGCCGUAACGGCGCGAGUGCCAGGGAGUUGGGAGGCGAGAUGGGCGGCGACACGCGCGCUGCCUGAAGAACGGGCUUUUCGGUCAUCCCCGCCUACCUAGUUAAAGAUGGGUGAUGAGGGGGGCGGACGACCAGGGCCCGUGAUGGAGCGUGGGAAGAGGCAAUUCAACUUGCCUCUUUUUCUCCUUUUUUCUUUAUAUUCUUCGUCUUCUUCUCCCAGUCCCACGUCGCUUUUUUUUUCCAACGCGAAUUCAACAUCACGAUUCUUCUCAUCCAACUAUCAGAAUAAACCGUGAACCAAGGGGAUGAAAUCAGAUUAGGUGGUUGAAGUAGCAGUCGGGGUUCAGAAAUUUUACAGAAAAAAAAAGGAUGGAAAACCUAGUAGAAGUAAGGUGGGGGAAACAAACAGACGGUGAUUAUAUAUGUAUACAACAAGAAACUGGCUAGCUAUCGGGAAUUGAUAGCCCAACAUUCAUGCACAUGUUGGUUCUUACCCGUGACAGGAUUGGGAUUACACCCCAGUCAAGGCGUACUUUUCAACUUUUUGUUAUUUUGAUUCGGAAUCUACAUGGGUGAUCUCAACUCUAGAAGAGAAGAAGAAAAAAUAAGUGAGAAAAAGAACUCCUGAUGCCCGACCGAACCGUAAAAGUACACACGCAAUACACCUUACUCUCACAUGCUCGUGUCCCGCGACGCCUAUGCUACAACAUUUCCGGGCAGCAUCGUCUCUGCCGUUCAGGGUCUUCGUUUCC